Molecule: messenger RNA, 978 nt
Organism: Paraglomus brasilianum
Lineage: Eukaryota; Fungi; Glomeromycota; Glomeromycetes; Paraglomerales; Paraglomeraceae
Source: the annotation of a GenBank genome assembly
AUGACUGAAAAUGCUGUAAUCAACGGAGAUACAGCCGAAUAUUUUUCUUCCAACCCCGCUGCUGGAACAAAAUAUAAAAGUCCGCGAAAAGUUGGCGGAAUGAAAUGGGACAAUGAUAAAGUUUAUAAAUGUGCUGUUCCAGUAAUGAUAGAUGAGAUUUUUCAAACAAAAAUCACUAAGGACAUGUUAAGAGUUGCCACUGGUAGCCCUGAAAAAGCCGAAAUGAUUGCCUCUUUACAGGCUAACAAUUUGAAAAAAAAACUUGACAUUACAAUUAUGGAAAAGUGUGUUGAAAGUGUUUGUAAAAGAGAUAAUUUUUCUAAUGAUGCUUAUGUUGAAAUGAACGAAAGAGAGUUCAACAAUGCUGGUAAAUUUUUAAAGAAAUUAUUCUCUACUGCCGAAAUGAUGAAACAUCCUACUGACAAGUUUAAUCGAGGAUACAAAAAGAAGAAUGGUAAUUAUGAAAAGACUAUUUAUGCUUCCGGUAAACUCAAAAAUAUUAUAGUAAUUUUGGAUACCGAUAAAAAAACAGAUUUGCGAAUGGAAGGUUCUAGAACUUAUAAUUACUCUUUGGUAGAUUUAGAAAGAGAGUUUAAAAAUGUUUAUGACACUAUCUUGCCAAAAGGGGUUGGAGCCUUAAUAAUGGUGGGAGGUCCAAUUAGUUUUGCCAAUAUGGCGAUUAUUGUUAAUAAAGGUAAAGAAGAUAUUUCAGAUGGUUUGGAAGAUGUUGUUAACGAAGAUGAGGAGGGUGAAAACACCGAAUAUUACUCUGGGGAGGAAAAAAUUGAUAAAUACUUGAAUAGAUUAAAACAAAUCCUCAAAUUGAAUGGAUUUGAUGCAAGUUUAUUAAAACCCAAAUUAAAACAAAUGCUUGAAGAUGUUAAACCAACAAGCAGUAGUGGUAGCACUGUUUUAGGUCGUUUUAAAUCAAUCAUGGAAAAAUUUGCUGAUGAAGAAUUUAUAGACGAAGUAAAAUAA